Paramacrobiotus metropolitanus is the source of this 1549-nucleotide messenger RNA. RefSeq lists its product as uncharacterized. The coding region runs from base 404 to 1549 and encodes 381 amino acids. The record is from RefSeq and is a predicted model, not a curated record. The transcript is spliced from 3 exons. Lineage: Eukaryota; Metazoa; Tardigrada; Eutardigrada; Parachela; Macrobiotidae.
GCCAUUAACGAGCCGCGAAGAAAUAAAUGAACUGGAAAAUUCAAAAUCGGACGAAGAAAGGUCAAACUCCGAUCAAUCAGAAAGGUCACCAACGAGAAUUCGGGUAGCAAGGAGUCACCCAAGAGUCGCCGCACGAAACGGACGAAAAGCAAAAGAAGGGGACAAACCUCUGCUUAAAAAUUCGAAAGCGAAAAAACUUAGCGAUUCGCGAGAAAACAAAAGUGACCUUUCAUCGGAAGACGAAGGAGUUGAUGAGCGCCCACUUGAAAAGGCUGACAAAGGUCAAGCCACUGCACAAGAAUAUGAGAGCAGUAACUCCGACUCCGAGUGGACGAGUUCAAGCGAUAACUCAACAACUUCGGAAGAUUCAGGUGUAAGUGACCUUUCGGAGCAAGAGGAUUUAAUGGACUUGGAUGAGGAUGACGAAGUAGAUGAGGAAAAAGAAAAGGAUAUUAAAGUCAGAAGAUUGAAAGUGGAAAAAGCUAGAAUGUCGAAAGACGUGAUCAAAGUUUACAGCGAUCAGCGAAUCAAAUUGAAACCGUCAAACUGCACACGUGUAAAGGUCAAGAUGGGAAAAUAUGCACCGGCUCAAAACAAGCUGAUGUUUACACCGGUCCCACAAGUGGAAACUGAAGUGCAACCGUUGGCAGGAGUGACGGACCACAGGGGAAAAUACUUCGAAAUCGUUAUCGCAAAUCACAGUAGCAAAUACCGAAUCGUGAAGAAAAAUCAGCUUCUCGGCUACGUUGAGCCGUACGAACAUAUGGAGAAUGUAAAGGUCAACGCAGGGACAGUAAAGAACGUACUCGAAGACCCUGAGGUGGAUGAGACAACGAAAGCUGAACUUAAAAAGAUAAUCGAAAACCUGAAAUUGGGACCUGACCUUACCCAAGAGCAGAAAAACGACGUGUACAACGCGUUUUGGGAAUUCUGGAAAGUCUUACCCACAUCAAAGAAACCGUAUGGAGAUGUGAAAGGGGUCACCCACGUAAUUGAUACGGGAGAUGCGAAACCAGUAAAAUGUAACCCGGCCAGAACGAGUUGGACAGGCCGCGAGUUUAUAACAAAGCAUAUCGAAGAGAUAGCGGAGAAUAGAGAUGACCUUUGGGAAACGGACAAAGUGGCACAAGCGUUGAACGAAUGCCCAAUCAAACUGUUGAGAUUCCCAAAACAGGCGAAAAAGAGGUACAAACCGUUACCGCGCUGCAAGGUCAUCAGAGACUGGAACGAACUAGGUACGGCCACAGUUCGUAUCGUCAACCUGCAAGGCGACGAAGAAGAGGAGGAUGACUCCAAUCUACAAUUGCGAAACAAACAAUUGAAGGAUCCUCACCUGCCCAAAGGAAAGGUCAUAGCGGUGAAACAAGCUGUCCCCAUUGUCAUCUCCGCAUCCACGCCAAAAGAGCGCAAGGAUAAACAGAUUCGCGAAAAAGCGAAACGGGAGACGUCGCGUGAAUCGGAGGCAUCGGAAGCGAGCCUUCCCAAGCACUUCGACGGUCAGUGCAAGGUCACAUACGGACUCGAAAACGACACGAUCAAGAACCACUGA